AUGCGCGGCGGUCUCAGGCUGGCAGAGCGCGGGGUGAUCCCCCGGCUGCUCAGCCACGUCUUCAGGAGAGGCAAGAAGAUCGCCAAGGACUCGGCCGGCGAGACGGCGGUCGACGUCGCCCUGUCGUACUACGAGAUCUACAACGACAAGGUGUUCGACCUGCUCGAGCCGCCCGAGAAGCGGACCCCCUCGGGCUUGCCCCUGCGGGAGAAGGACGGCAAGACGGUCGUCGUGGGCCUGUCGGAGCGGUCGUGCGGCGACCUCAAGGACUUUGAGCGGCUGUACAUCGAGGCCAACAACAACCGCGUCACGGCGGCGACCAAGCUCAACGCGCACAGCAGCCGCAGCCACGCCAUCCUCCGCGUCAAGGUCACGCAGGUCACGGGGGGCGACAUGGUGCUGGAGAGCACGGCGUCGGCCAUCGACCUGGCCGGGUCGGAGGACAACCGGCGCACGGACAACGGCAGGGAGCGGCUGGUCGAGUCGGCGGCCAUCAACAAGAGCCUGUUCGUGCUGAGCCAGUGCGUGGACGCCAUCUCGCGCGGCGAGAAGCGCGUCCCCUACCGCGAGUCCAAGAUGACGCGGAUCCUGUCGCUGGGGCAGAACAACGGCAUCACCGUCAUGAUCCUGAACCUGGCGCCCCUGCGCAGCUACCACCUCGACACCCUGAGCAGCCUCAACGUCAGCUCGCGGGCCAAGCGCAUCGAGGUGCGCGAGAUCGAGAACGAGAUCGUCUUCAAGCAGCAGCCGCCCAAGACGGCGUCGAGCGCGUCGUCGGGGGGCAACAUGGCCCGGCAGCCGCUCCGCCCGCUGGCCAACGCGCACAACAUGACCAACGUGGCGGCCGCGUCCAGCAAGGCCGCGGCGGCCGACAAGCCGGCCAAGGCGUUCUCGGUGUACACGGACCGGUCCAAGCCCAGCAUCCCGCGCCUGGGGUCGGUGGCGAACACGUCGCAGCCGAGGCGGUCCACCUCGAUUAAGCGUCCGUCCGACUCGGCCGACCUCCGACCGACCAAGAUGGUGCGCCCGUCGCACGCCAUGCUUUCCAAGCCCGCGCCUCCUCAACAACAGCAGCAGCCGCCGUCCUCGAUUUCCGCGGACCAGAUCGAGGCGAUCAUCGAGCGCAAGGUCCAGGAGGCCCUGGCUGCGCGGGCCCAGGCCCAGGCAGAGGCGGCUCCCGCGGCUCCCGCCCAGCCCCUCCAGAGCGAGAUCAGCGAGGCGGUGCAGCGGCGCCUGGAGGCGCUCGAGCGUCGGAUAGACGACGGCCGCCACGACGACGGGCGGUCGGAGGGGCUGCGCUUCCUGCUCGCGGCGCGGCAGCACAAGGAGCGGGGCGACGACGAGGCCGCCCUCCGGCACUACGAGAUGGCGCUCCCGUUCUUCCCGGGCCAGGUGAAGCUGCUGGGCAAGAUCGAGAAGCUCAGGGCCAAGCUCGCGGGCAGACAGGGCAGCGGGAUGAGCAUGAGCAACAGCAACAACAGCAGCAGCAACUUGUCCGGCGAACUGCUCGGGGAGAAGAAGAAGAGGCGCGCCAACGCUCGCGGGAGGAGGGCCCACGCCGCCGAUGAUGACGACGACUACGAGUACGACAACGACGGGGAGGCCGACGUGGACGACGAGAGCUUCGUGGAGAGGCCGGCGCGUCCCAGCAAGGCGGGCCGCAAGCCGCGGGUCAAGGCCAGCAAGAUGCCCGUGUUCGAGGACGGCGACGGCGACGGCGACGGGAUCGAGACGAUGACGCCGCGGAAGCGGCAGCUGCUCGCCAUCGUCAACUCGCGCGACGUGUCGCGGAUCAGGGGCCUCGCGGGGUUCGGGGCCAAGAAGGCGCGCGACCUGGUCGACUACCUGGAGCUCCUGGGCGGCGGCGACGAGGCGGCGGCGGGGGCGGGGGCGGCGGGGGGCCGGAUCGAGUCGGUGACGCAGCUGCGGAGCGUGCCGGGCAUGGGUGGGCGGACUGUCGAGAGGGCGUACGAGGGGCUCACGGCAACGGCGGCGGCGGCGGCCGUGGCGUAG
Molecule: messenger RNA, 2013 nt
Organism: Thyridium curvatum
Lineage: Eukaryota; Fungi; Ascomycota; Sordariomycetes; Thyridiales; Thyridiaceae
Exons: 1
Coding region: 1-2013 (670 amino acids)
Biological process (GO): microtubule-based movement
Cellular component (GO): microtubule; kinesin complex
Molecular function (GO): ATP binding; microtubule binding; microtubule motor activity
Source: RefSeq, a predicted model, not a curated record